AUGCUCAGCGACGAGUUCUUUAUUGAUGAUAAUGAAAUGGAGGGCAAGGAGCGAUUUGUUUUGAUUUAUGGCACUAUUGCAGAUCUGGGCGGGCAUAACCUCGGCGUUGUUUAUGACCAGCAGCUCAAUCAGGCCUCAUUCCCAAUGACCACAGACAACAUGGAAAGUGUGGAGCCUAUUGACGAGCACGAGGAAAUGUGGUUCCCUCUGGAGACUAUCCUCACCCAAUGGAUCUAUAUGACUCGGAUUGGUAAGGUUGUUGCUGGGCUUCCCGAAACACUCCCUUCUGGUGGUCCCCCGACAAAUAGAUCGCAAUUUUAUCUGUGGUCGUGGCUCCCUUACUGCAAUGCCCAGAUUGAUAGCACUAUAGCUGCGAUAGAGCGCUACUCAGCUGCAGUCGAAUCUCGAAUGCCUCCUGACUCACUUCUGCCUAUCUCUGCACCGCUCUUUACCAGUGCAGAACUGGACGUUGCGGCCGUGCCGCAGGACUGCUUUAUUCGCUUGCUCCUAACACGAGUUAAGACUCCGCGUUUCAAAUUUAUCGCGCCUGGGCUUGAGGUUCCGCAUGACAAGGAGGCGUUUGCGAGGCGCCAAAGGUUUACCAAUAUACCUCAUGAAGAAGAUAGCAUCCCAGGGGUCCUACUAUUUGCAGCUCCAGACCGAUCGGUGGAUCUCAACCUCGAGAUUCGUCGCUUGUUCUCCACCGCACAUGAGAAUGUGAGGAUGAACGACGACGAUCCUGUUCCCAUCGGGCUCUAUAGUGAGCCUGUGCGUCGAGGAGUUUAUGAUAUGGAGGAAGCGGGUUUCCGUCUUGUGCUACCAUUUCAAUUACGACCUGGUUUCUUCCGAGAUGAGGAUGGGGCUAGGAUGAGUGACGGGAAACCAGUUACCUCGGGCUCAUUUACAGAGCUCUUUCAACAUGGUUACUUCCAUCCGUUUGGGGGGGAACGGCGAUCGCAAAGACUGGAGAGACUGUUUGAACGGUGGAUAGUGCUUAUUGAAAGUGGUGUAUGGACAGUGGGUGAAGCUGGUGUGGAGGGAGGCAUCGAUAAAUUCGGAGAUGCGGAUAGAGGUGCGUGGAAUGAAUAUUCGAUCGCACCAAGCUGGUGA
Molecule: messenger RNA, 1110 nt
Organism: Penicillium cinerascens
Lineage: Eukaryota; Fungi; Ascomycota; Eurotiomycetes; Eurotiales; Aspergillaceae
Exons: 1
Coding region: 1-1110 (369 amino acids)
Source: RefSeq, a predicted model, not a curated record